This is a messenger RNA of Tilletiaria anomala UBC 951, 516 nucleotides long. RefSeq names its product ARM repeat-containing protein. Gene Ontology annotation, molecular function: protein serine/threonine kinase activator activity. The record is from RefSeq and is a predicted model, not a curated record. The transcript has 3 exons. Gene Ontology annotation, biological process: intracellular signal transduction. NCBI's taxonomy places the organism in Eukaryota, Fungi, Basidiomycota, Exobasidiomycetes, Georgefischeriales, Tilletiariaceae. The annotation marks the transcript as partial.
AUCCUCCCGCGGACCAGAUUCUACACAUUUCCAGACUACAUUGAAAAGACCACGUUCGGCAUCAGCUGCGACGCUUUCGCCAAUUUCAAAGAGUGCCUCACCAAGCACAAACCGAUGGUGGCGGAAUACCUGGAGCGGAAUUACGACAAGUUCUUCGCCAUGUACACCGGCCUCCUGCAAUCGCCUAACUACGUGACGAAGCGGCAAUCUCUCAAGCUACUCGGCGAGAUCCUCCUCGACCGGACCAACUUCAACGUCAUGACGCGCUACAUUUCCAGCGAGGAUAACCUCAAGCUGAUGAUGAACCUGCUCAAGGACAAGAGCAAGAACAUUCAAUUCGAGGCGUUCCACGUUUUCAAGGUCUUCGUCGCUAACCCGAAGAAACCGCCUGUGGUGGAGAACAUCUUGCGCAGGAACCGUGAGCGCCUCGUCACCUUCCUAUCCAAUUUCCACAACGACAAGGAGGAUGAGCAGUUCGUCGAUGAGAAGCAGUACGUCCUUCAGAUCAUCGAGUCG